UUCUGAGAGCAGGCCGAAAUUCAUGAAAGAAGGAACUGUGUUUUUGGCUGUAGUUCACAGUGAGCAAAGGCUCUGGAAAUCGCUACAUCACUGCAGGAUCCCUGGGCAAUUAUGGAGAAUUCUGCCGCUUCUGAGCUUCGCGGAACUACAUUGCCCAGAAGAGCCUGCGGGAGGUUUAAGCAACGACGGACCAGACAGAAAGCAUUUCCUUGUCACCGGCUUGGGGCGGGACUUCCGGGUCUCUCUCCUGGCGGCCAUAUUGCAGCCGUGUGUGGAGUCGCGGUUUUGAGUCGUGGUGUGUCGCUUUUGAGGUGAAAAAUCCGAGAGAACGAAGGAGUCGUGGUCCUUGUCACACAGACUCAAGCUUGAAGCUUACAGAGGACACCAGGGCGGUCGGUGAGAAGGCCGUCUCCUCGAACGCAGAUCCCUCCCCUCAGCCCGGAGUUAAUGGCUGCGGGCAGCGUGAAGCGCGCAGCUGAGGCCAGCGUGACCUUUGAGGAUGUUGCUGUGCACUUCUCUUGGGAGGAAUGGAGGCUGCUUGAUGAGGCUCAGAGACGCCUGUACCUCCAUGUGAUGCUGGAGAACUUUUCACUUAUUUCCUCUCUGGGUUGCUGUUGUGGAAGAAAAGAUGUGGAGACACCCAUUAACCAGAAUGUUUCUAUACAAGUAUCACAAACCAAGAAUCCCAAGACAGCUUCAUCUUCCCAGAAGACUCACCCAUGUGCGAGUUGUGGGCCCGUCUUGAGAGACAUUUUCAACUUGGUAGAGCAGCAGGGUGCACGACACAGCCUGGCACUGCUGAGGUGUGGGGCAUGUGCAAAACCAUUUCAUUUCAGUGCAAAGUGUCACCAGUACCAGGAGCAGCAUGUGGGACAGACACCCUUCAGAAGUAGUGUGAGCAGGGCCUCAUUUGUGAAGAGCUGCGGAAUCCACGUGUCAGGGAAGCCCUUUACCUGUGUCAAGGUUGAGAAGGACUUCCUGGCUAGCUUGGGUACUCAUCAGCAGGGCACCCAUAAAGUGAAGGAGCCAAACAAAGGCACCCAGUUGGAAGCAGCAUUACAAAGCACAAAAAGUCUUUACACUUUGGAAGAAGGCAGGAAAGCUUUCAACCCCCAAUACAUACUGAUGGACCAAGCAGUUCAUACUGGAAGACAGUGUUUUGUGUGCAAUGAAUGUGGAAAAACAUUCAGGUCCAAAUCCUCAUUUGUUGCACACUGCAGAGGCCACACUGAAGAAAGUUUCCGUGUGUGUGGUGAAAGUGGAAAAUUUUUUAGUGUAACCUCAACCUUCCAUCAGCAUCAAAAAAUUCAAACAGGAGCAAGGCAUUACAAGUGCAGCAAAUGUGGAAAAUCCUUAAGCCACAAAUUUUUCCUCAUACCUUCCUCAGGACCACACAAUGGAGAAAACAGUUUUGUGUGCAGUGAAUGUGCACAACCUUUUAGUCAUAGUUCAGUGUUGACUCCUUAUCAGAGAGUUCACACUGGAGAAAAGCCUUAUAAGUGUAAUGAUUGUUCUAAAUCUUUUGUUUCUGUUGCUGCUCUCAGUUAUCAUCAGAGCUCUCACACAGGAAAAAGGCCUUAUGGGUGCCAUGAAUGUGGGAAAUCUUUUACAUCUAUGUACACCCUGAAUAAUCAUCAGAGAGUUCAUACAGGAGAAAGAGCUUAUAAGUGCAAUGAAUGUGGGAAAUGUUUUAUGUCUACUUCAAGCCUCCGUUAUCAUCACAGAGUGCAUACUGGAGAAAGACCAUAUGAAUGUAGCGAAUGUGGAAAAACCUUUAAGGAUAAGUCACAAUUUACUAAACACCAGAGAGUUCAUAGUGGAGAAAGGCGUUAUGAGUGCAAUGAAUGUGGAAAGUCUUUCACCAGUAGCAGUAGCCUUUCUUACCAUCAUAGAGUUCAUACAGGAACAAAGCCUUACAAAUGCAGUCAGUGUGAAAAAUCUUUUGCUUCUGCUUCCACCCUCCGCUAUCAUCAGAGAAUUCACACAGGAGAAAGGCCUUAUGAAUGUGGCGAAUGUGGGAAAUCUUUUAUCUGUCGUUCAAAACUUCGUUAUCAUCAACGAAUUCACACUGGAGAAAGGCCUUAUGAAUGUACAGAAUGUGGGAAGUCUUAUGCCCAUAGAAAUAACCUUCUUACACACCUGAUAGUUCACUCAGGGAAUAGUCCUUAUGAGUGCGGUGAGUGUGGAAAACAUUUUUCCUUUAAGUCUACCCUUCAUUACCAUCAUAGAAUUCACACUGGAGAAAAGCUGUAUGUGUGCAGUUUAUGUGGCAAAUCUUUUACUUCUAGCUCCACCCUUCGAUGUCAUGAGCGACGGCACCUGGGACGAAGAACUCAUAAAUGCCAUGAAUGUGGGAAGUCUUUUACAUCUAGUUCCACCCUGAAUUACCAUCAGAGAAUUCAUACAGGAGAAAGACCUUACAAGUGCGAUGAGUGUGGGAAAUCUUUUACCUUUAGCUCAAGCCUCCGUUAUCAUCACAGAAUGCAUACUGGAGAAAGACCAUAUAAAUGCAGUGAAUGUGGAAAAACUUUUAAAGAUAGUUCUCAAUUUGUUAAACACCAGAGAGGUCACACUGGACAGAGGCCUUAUGAGUGUAGUGAAUGUGGGAAAUCCUUUCAUAUCAAAUAUUCUCUUUCAGUGCAUCAGAAAAUUCAUAAUAGAGAAAAGUCUUACAAGUGUAGUGAAUGUGGUAAAUCUUUUACCUCUGCCCCUGGCCUUCGUUAUCAUCAGAGGCUUCACAGGGGUGAAAAGCCAUAUCAGUGCAUUGAAUGUGGAAAAUCUUUUACUAGUAAGUCAUCACUUGUUAGACACCAGAGAGUUCACACUGGAGAAAGGCCUUAUGAGUGCAGUGAAUGUGGAAAAUCUUUUAGUUGUCGCUACUCCCUUCAAUGUCACGAGCGAGUGCACCGCGGAGAAAGGCCUUAUGAGUGUGGUGAAUGUGGAAAAUCUUUUAUCAGUAGUUCUAACCUUCGUUAUCAUCAGCGAGUUCACACAGGAGAAAGGCCUUAUGAGUGCAGUGAAUGUGGAAAGUCAUUUAGGGCUAGUUCCCAAUUCAGCAAACACCAGAAAGUUCACACUGAAGAAAGACCUUAUGAGUGCAGUGAAUGUGGGAAAUUUUUUAAGCAAGAAUAUACCCUCUCUCAACAUCAGAGAAUUCACACUAGAGAAAAGCCUUGAAUGUGUUGUGAAUGUACAAUUUUCUGUUCAGUGUAACAAACAGCCUUGGAGGAAACUCUGAGGAGCCAUCUGUCUCAAUUUAAGCUGUUACAUUUGAAUUGGCCCAAUGAGAAGAUUCCUUGUAAAUUGGAAAUGUAAUUUCUUACUUGCUUGGGACUCUUUAGGUUUAGGAUUACGGUGCAGAUUGUGUGGCUGUAGCCUUUUCCACUUUACCACGGGCAGGUUUAGGAAAUAGCAACGGUUCACACCCUAAUGUGCUGAGGGAAACUGACCUCUUGUUCUCACAUAUAUUGUAGUAGGAAUAAUGUGAGCACUUAGGUGUCAGCUUUCCCUUUAUGACUAAUUUGGAGUCCCGGGGAUUUGUUGGCCUCACGUGAUACUUCUGAUGACUUUUUCCAGCUAGCAGUUCAUAAACCUAGGAAGUGCCUGCUGCACAUUGCUUUCGCUUGUACAAUAUUUCAGGCCUUACUCUUAAUUUCACACUAAUCUUUAUUUUUGCAAUUAAAAAGAAAAAGAUUUUAUUUAUUUCUAGUGAGAAGGAAGGAGGGAGAAAUAGAGGGAGAAAAACAUAGAUCAUAGAUCAUAGUUGCCUUUCUCACGCCCCCAACUUGGGACCUGACCUGCAACUCAGGCAUGUGCCCUGAUCAGGAACUGUAGCAGCAACCUCCUGGGUCAUGGACCCGUGCUCAGUCUACUGAGCCACACCAGCCAGGGCUAUUUUUAACGUUUAUUUACUGAUAUUUAGAGAAAGGAGGAGAGAAUUACUGAUUUGUUUUUUCUCAUUUAUGCAUUCAUUUGUUGAUUAUUUAUGUACCCAGACAAGGGUUUGAACCCACAACCUUGGCAUAUUGGGGUGAUCUAACCAACUGAGCUACCCAGCCAAGCGCUCUCCUUUAAAAUUGGUUGUCCUUUUUACUGUACAGGGUAGUUUAUAAACCAGUUUGGGUUCUACAAGCGUAAAGAGGUGAACAUUUCUAGGGCCUCAAGUAUUCUGUCCUUGUGGACAGACUGUGUGAUGGUGGAAAAUUACUGGCCAGUUUUGACCAAAUUUUUGUCUCUCCCCCAAAGUUUCCUAGAAGUAAUGAAGGGCUUUCUGGUUCUCAUUUGGAUAUUGUGUUUGAGGAGUCUCAGAGAUUGCCCUGAGGAGGCAGCAGAUACGAGACCCUCAGAUAGUUACCAGAGUGGCAUGAUUUUUCCUUUACCUGGAGCUUAUGGCACAAAUUGUAUCAGAACUGUCAGUGAAUCAUCUUCUUUUGGUAUACAGGAAAUGAAAUGCCCUGCUGUCCAUAUUUCAUUGGACUAGGGUUACUGAUUGAGAGACUGGGUUCAGGGAAAACCAUAGUUGGUCCACGAACAGUGGCCUAUUAUGGAUUGGAGGAACUCCAGCCAGCUAGAUGAACAUGCCUUCAGAAUUUUUUCUGCGACCUUGACUGCUUGAUCAGUCUAGACAUAUCUGAGGACUCCCAGGCCUGGUUAUUUUGUGUAGCUGAAUUUGGUCAUUUAAAAAAGAAUAAUUGAGUUCUGGCAGGUGUGGAUCAGUGUGCAUUGAGUGCUGGCCUGGGAACCAAAUGAUCACAGGUUUGAUUGCCAGGCAGGGCACAUGCCUGGUUUGCAGUCCAGGCCCCCAGUUGAGGUGUGCAAGAAUCUGAUGUUUUUUUCUGUUUCUUCCUCUGCUCCGCUCUCGGAAUAAAUAAAUUGGGUGGGAAAUGGGGAUGGGUGGGGUGAGGGAAAGUGGUAGUGGGUAUUGGAGGUAAUUGUAUCUGGACAACUAUAAAAAUGAUUAAAAAUAAAAAUAAAAUCUUUAAAGAAGAGUCAAGUUGGGCUGUUGUAUCCAUGGGUUUCACAUUCUUACACUAAACAUGAGUGGAAAAUAUUAAAAUAACUCAAAUUUUUGCCCAUGUGUACUAUGUAGUUUAGCUGUAUAUUGGUUGUAUGGUUGUGUUUGCUGAACAUGAACAGUUUUUUCGAUAUUCUCUAAAACUACAAAAAAGUAUGUAAAAUUGAUAUCGCAUUGUGUAUUAUAAUCUAGAAAUUUGUUAGCGCCUACAGGAAAUAUGUAGCUAUACACAAAUCUGAUGCCAUUAUAUAUAAGUGACUUGAGCAUCCAGACUUUGGUAUUUUCAGUGUCAUGGAACCUAUCCCUUGUAGAUAGUGUCUGUCUUAGAUUAUAAGUUAAGAAAUAUUACAUGGGUAGCCCUGACUGAUUUGGCUCAGUUGGCUGUGUGCCAUGGAAAGUGAAAGUUUGCCUGUUUCAUUCCUGGCCAUGGUACAUGCCAGAGUUCUGGGUUUCGUCCUGGGAAGCAUGAGGUAACUGAUCCAUGUUUCUCUCAUAUCAGUAUUUCUUCCCUUCACCUUCUUCCUCUUCCCCCCUUUAAAUAAAUACACUUUUUAUGAAGAAAUGUAUGGGUAAAUUUGUCCCUAAAUAUGCAGGACAUAAUUAUUGACUAUAGGAAAGAGAGAAGGGUUGUUUUGUUGUUUGUUUGUUUUGUUUUAAUUUGGGGGGGGACUAGAAGUAGAACUUGUCAACAUGAGGAACAUCUGAAGCUGUAGAGAAUUGUUAUAAGAGCUUAUGUGAGCCAAAAUGAUGACAUGCCUGGGAGAAAAAUCUCUAGUGCUUUUGAGAAUAAGUUUUGUACUUUUAUGCAGUUGAAAUUGAGGGUACAGAGGAAAACUGCAUGGAGUUGGGCAAAAGCAAAGUGUGAAGUGGAUUACAGGAUAGUUAACAAAAAUGUACACUCUCUUGAGGGUUCGUGCUGCUAUUGAGUGCUAUUACCAGCACUUUUUGGUAUUCUGAAGGAGUAUUAACC
Molecule: messenger RNA, 5984 nt
Organism: Artibeus jamaicensis (Jamaican fruit-eating bat)
Lineage: Eukaryota; Metazoa; Chordata; Mammalia; Chiroptera; Phyllostomidae
Product: zinc finger protein 814-like
Exons: 3
Coding region: 448-3177 (909 amino acids)
Biological process (GO): negative regulation of transcription by RNA polymerase II
Molecular function (GO): DNA-binding transcription repressor activity, RNA polymerase II-specific
Source: RefSeq, a predicted model, not a curated record